AUGCUGCCCGCCCUCUCGUCGAUUGCCCGGGGCCUCCGCCGGGCCGGCCACCCGGCGGUCACCCUGCGCGUGGCGGCGUUCUACUCUGGUGAUGCGGCGGCGACCGCCACCACCACGCCAGCCGCGGCUCCCAAGCCCAAUGUCGUGCCCGACGAGUAUUACAACCUGGAGAAGGCCACGCCCGACACACUGAAUGUCUUCUACCUGGAGUCCACCGACCCCUUCCUCAACCUUGCCACCGAGGAGUGGCUCUUCCGCUCGCUGGACGUGACAAAGACCCGAGUGCUGAUGUUCUACCAGAAUCGGCCGUGCAUUGUCGUCGGACGAAACCAGAACCUCUGGACCGAGCUCAACCCCCGGCGCCUGGCCCACCUGAAUGGCCUCCCCGGCCGGGAGCCCAUUGCUCUGGUCCGGCGCCGGUCGGGCGGCGGGUCGGUUUUCCACGAUCUUGGCAACACCAACUGGUCGCUGGUAAGCCAUCGAACCAUUUUCGACAAGGCCGAGACGGCCAACAUCAUUGCCGGCGCGCUGAACCGCCUGGAUGUGGUUGACGGCGCAUCGACCUCCGCCCGGCAGGAUGUCCUGGUCGGCGGGGACAAGGUCUCCGGCGCGGCAUAUUCAAUCAUUCGCGACCGGGCGCUGCACCAUGCAACGAUGCUCCUGUCGGCCGAUCUAAACAUGCUCCGCGGGACCCUGUCCGGCGAGGCCGAGCUCAACAUCACCAGCCGCGGGGUCAAGAGUGUCUCCUCGCCCGUGCGCAACCUGCGUGUCCCGGCCAAGGACCAGCCCGGGGAGUUGGUCGCCCUGCAGGCGAUGGACUUUUCCAAGGCCGUGGUCGAGGAGCUCCGGGCCUUCUUCGAGCCGAAGGACGUUGUCUUCACCCACAUGCCGGAGGCCACCAUGCGCAUCAUCCCGGAUGUGAUCAAAAACUAUGAGGAACUCCGGUCAUGGGACUGGUUCCACGGGCAAAACCCCAACUUCGAGCAGGCCAUCCGCGCAGAUGUCGGCGGUUGGGAGCUGUCCCUCCGGCUCAAGAGCGAGCGCGGCCUCAUCGUCGGCAUCGAAAUUGAGAGCUGCUCCGCGCCGCCUUUGCCGGUGGAGCAUCCCAUCUCCCAGGAGGCACUCCUGAUUCGUCUCCAUGGCUUCUGCGAGGCCCUCACUGGCCAGCGCUACAACGAGGCCCAUGGUGUGGCCUCCCGGCACCUGGAGCGCUUUGGGUCUGGAGCCGAUGCCAGUGGCGCUUUCAGCCUCGGUCGUGCCCUGCAGGAAGCCAUUGUCGAUCGGUACUUCGUGCCGAUCGGCCUGCCGGGCGAUGCUCCCUAG
Molecule: messenger RNA, 1323 nt
Organism: Fonticula alba
Lineage: Eukaryota; Rotosphaerida; Fonticulaceae
Exons: 8
Coding region: 1-1323 (440 amino acids)
Biological process (GO): protein lipoylation
Cellular component (GO): cytoplasm; mitochondrion
Molecular function (GO): lipoyltransferase activity
Source: RefSeq, a predicted model, not a curated record